This is a messenger RNA of Xiphophorus hellerii (green swordtail), 6154 nucleotides long. RefSeq names its product transcription activation suppressor b (gene tasorb). Bases 123 to 5630 code for a protein of 1835 amino acids. Gene Ontology annotation, molecular function: chromatin binding. NCBI's taxonomy places the organism in Eukaryota, Metazoa, Chordata, Actinopteri, Cyprinodontiformes, Poeciliidae. The transcript has 23 exons. The record is from RefSeq and is a predicted model, not a curated record. Gene Ontology annotation, biological process: negative regulation of gene expression, epigenetic; protein localization to heterochromatin. Gene Ontology annotation, cellular component: nucleoplasm; heterochromatin.
UGGAGAAGAACGUGAACGUCAUUUUUACAAUGGCGGAGGCUGGGUGAAGAGGCAAGUGUGUGGAAAGCGGCGUCGCAAUCGUCAGAGCUACAAAGCCUUUACCGAGCGCACGCUGCCCCAAAAUGGCCCUGAACCCCAAGGCUGCGGGAAAGGCGGACUCAGAAUGCGCGGAGACUGGCGAGCCACUCCCGGAGGGCGGCGAAGCCGACAAGAAUUCAGCCGCCACUUCGGCCACAGCCAACCAAAAUGGCGAUCAGCCUGGAUGCAGAGACGGUGUAAUGCCUAUACAAGAAGCCCCAGAACGGCGGAGGAGCGUGCUGGCGGACGCCCGGAGCUCCAGCAGGUCUCCCUUGCCGGCUCAGAGAUCGAGCGAAGAGCUGCCACGGAAAAAUUUCCAGAUUCCGAGGAAGACGAGAGAACGGAAAGGUCUGUACCAGUUUUUGCCGCCCGACAGUCGGGAGUUCGAGGACCUUGUGAAGAUCAUCUCCUCCUUUUACUUGGACGCAUCGUCACGCGGGAGCUUCUCCUACUGUAAGGCCAGGCUGAUUCACAACGAGCUGCUGGAGAAGGAGUUCAUUGAGAAGCGGAGAGAAAUGAAGCAGGAGGGGCGAACCGAUCAAGAGCUUGCUGAGUCGUACUGCUUCCUUUUUCCAGACAAAUCCAAGCUUCAGUGGAUCUGUGAGAAAGGAUUGUCAGUAGGACACUGCAGGAUUACAACAUUAGGAAAUUCAUCCGUGGGCAUUUAUCUCUCUAAAUACUCUGAUUUAUUACAAAUAAAUCCUUUGGAAGUGGGUUCGUUUGGAGAUAUGAUCAUCUUUAAAGUCAUGAGGGGACGAAUAAAGCACAUCCAUGAGAACAUGCCUAAGAACGCCAUCGAACUUUCACCCAAGUUCGACUGUCACUUGUCCAAAAGUGCCAACAGGGUCACGUCUUUGCUGUCAUAUAGAGCUUUUGAGCUCACGCAGCAAUAUUUUUUCGAGUUUGCAUUCGAUGAGAUCAAACCACGGCCCAGGCACGUGUGCCCCUAUGCCGUGGUUUCCUUUCAGUACAAAGGCAAGGAGGUUGCAGCGUCUCCUAUGACUGCACACAGGUUCAACACUAUUUCUCCUGAAGCAAGUAGAGGGAAGAGCUGCUACACUGUGUGGAAUGGCCCGCUGGUGAACAAGGGCCAGGAGUUAUUCCCAGUUUGCUUACGGUCCUUUUCACGUCCCUACCUUCCUUUCAAGCUGCGUGAGAAGUUAGAGAUGAAUCAAGGCAUGCAGCUGGAUCAGGUGAAGAGGAAGAUCCCUCCUUUUUUGUUUUCCUGGGACACCUAUAGUAUAUCACGGGAAGUGAUGAAGUGUGGGAUGUCCUGCAGCCUGUUUGAGGUGGUGGAAGGAAAAGGUAAAACAACCAGCGGCAGUCUGGCAGCACUGAUCAACAAACUGGAGAGGGACCGGAUGGUGCUGGUGAAGUCCUUGCUUGACAGGGGCUUCCUCUUCCUGUUGUCCUCUGCUCAGAUGGUUGAGUCAAAAGAGCGGCGGGGGCGGAUGGAGAAGAAGCUACAAGCAUUAUUCAUCUUUCAGGAGUCCAGGAUGGUUGUGAAGUAUUCUUCGAGGCUGUUGGAGCCAGAGCCGCUGACGGUGGAGCCCCAGCCGGCCUUCCUGUCCACUGUGGAGCCUUUUAUACCUGCACUACAUUAUGCCUUGUUUAAGCUGCGUCCAAACCCGGGCAAGGAGCUCAGUCUCGGGGUGGAACGGCAAGCCACAGAUUACCUGACGCGCAUCGAGUCGGGAAUGGUGCGGCCUUUCAUUCUGCCCGACUACAAAAACAGUUUUGACGAAAGGGCGAGCCCUCUCUCGGUGCCUAGACCCAAAUUCAACAUGGACGGCGUGCUACGGUCGUACGUCCACAACUCGGCUAACUACUUUUUACCUCUGGGCAAGGCACGGGACACGAUUGAACGAAUAAGGAACCCUGCCUCCGUUCCUCCACCUGUACCCCCACCUGUUCCUGUGCCGGUUCCUGUUUGUGCUCCUCUUCCAGUCCCAGUGGAGUACAGCCCUGUUUCAGACUGGGGAGGCUCAGACCGAGGCUCGGACCGGGCAGAGAGGGUCUCCCUCGAGAGGCUCCCUCAGGAGAAAGUACCUCCUGAAAGCGCCAAACGGAGGCAAGACGUGACGCAUUCAAACGGCGCCCAGCUGCAGCCCAAGCCCCACAUGGAGCCUCAGAAGGCGCGACUGUCUCAGAGCGAAUACGAUCAGGACAAGAUGAAACAGCUGCUGAAGCUGAUCCAGUUACACAAGAAGAACCUGGUGCAGGAACCGGGCAAGGAUCAGGAAAAGGACGGGAGCUGGGACGCCAACAACCUGAAAAGGAAGUUCGAAGGCGACGCUGGUGGAGGGAUGAACAAACACCAACGCACGGGUCACCUUAGCAACGGCGAACCCAGCAGAGCUGGCCAGAUGGACGACAUCGGAGAUGAGGCCGGACAGAGAGACAACCUGACGGCGGUGAUGGAAAGCAUGGGCAUCUAUGACACAGACCUGAGGAACCGCAGCAACACGGACGCCGCAACGGCCAAUGAGACGCAGCGCCUCCUCAAAAUCCUCUUGGCAACGCUCAACAAAGCCAUGGCUCAGAGCUCCAUGACUGUCCUGGCGAACCACGGCGAAUCGUCCAGCAGUUCAGGAAUGAUGGAGUCCAUUUUGUCCGACUCGGCCCCUGCGGUGCAAAUAGAGGCGGUUCCACAGACAAACUACACCGAGGAGGACAUGGACUGUAGUCCUGGAACUCCAUUCAGCUCAGACUCGCCGAUACAAUCAGCUCCGCCCACAGACAUCAUACCUGGUGAUAUUCCUGUCAGUGAAGACAAACCUCUGCCUCUCGCCGAGUCCAAGCCGGAGCCCGAGGCCGCGCUGCCUGCAGAAACCAGCCAGGAGCCCAAGACGCCUGCUGCCCUGGAAGUGAAACAUUCUGCAGCUGCGUUGGUUGGAGAUGAAGUCCCCUUCCUUCCCUCCAUCAGCCUUGACACCAUACUGAACCAGGAGAUCCACAGCCUGGCCUCCGACAUCAGAGACCUCAUGCAGACUCGGCACAUCAGCUAUGCCUCACAGCUUCCCUCGCGCCUGUGUCUGCGCCACUGUUGGCAGCCCAGCAGCUGCUUCUCGGACUAUGUUGUCCCCCACGUUCUCCCCGUGUCUGUCGAGGGACACGUCGAAGUGCUCUGCGAAAAGAUGGACAAGUUGAUCCCCGCUCCACCUGCUUCCCCCAAGGUCACAGCUCCAGCCCCCCCUGUGAUGACUUCUAGUCUUACAACCCCGCCCCCUACGGCUGUCCAGGCUUCCAAAGUGAAAGCGGAGCUCUCCGCUUCAAAGGCCGACAGCGGUAAGACGAGCUGCGUCAGCAACGAGACGACAUCCGUCAAGGCCAAAACGGAGGCCUCCUCUCCAGACCUGGGCGGAGGGCUUUACUCCCCCUCUCAUGCCACAGCAGACUCUCCUGAAUCAAAUGCCCAGUCCGCCAGCGCUGCUCUGGACGGCGGGUCAACCCUGCUCAGCGGGAGCCUCAUCGGGCAGCUCAAACCCGAGGUUUUCACCAGCCUGGUGGAGAUCUUCAAGGACGUGACGAAAAACACGGUUAAAUUUUACAUCUACUCUGGGGAAGAAGGCGAGGACGGCACCAUCUGCAAGGAGAUUAAGGAGUACUUGAAAAGUCUCGGCAAUAGCGAGUGCAGCCCGCAGACGUUUCUAGAGAACAGUGGAAGUUUGGACAAGCUCCUCAUCAUCAUCAGGAACGAGGACAUCGCUGCACAUGUGCACAAGAUUCCAGCUCUGGUGUCCCUAAAGAAGCUGCCCUCAGUGAGCUUUGCUGGAGUGGACUCUCUGGACGACGUGAAGAACCACACGUACAACGAACUGUUUGUGUCGGGGGGCUUCAUGGUGUCUGACGAGUUCGUCCUGAACCCUGAUCUCAUCACGCAGGAUCGUUUGCAAGGGCUGCUCAAGUUCUUGGAGGAACAGAGCACUCCUGAACAUCCCUGGCAGUGGAAGGUUCACUGCAAGUCCCAGAAGAAGCUUAAAGAGCUGGGCAGGCUAAACACCAAUGCCAUGGGCCUCUUGAACCUUUUAACAACUUACCAGAAGAAGCACCUGGUGGAGUUCCUCCCGUAUCAUGAGUGUGACACUCAGUCCCGUCAGGCUCCGGAUCUGGAAUGCCUCAUCAAGCUCCAAGCUCAGCACACACAACAGCGGCACCUGAUCUUCCUCACAGAGAGGCCAUUCGAAAUGUUCCUGCAGUACUCUAGAAACGGAAUAGUGAUUGCGAGCAUCGACGAUGUUAUGAGCGGUUUCCACAGUCUGAUUGGAUCCAUUAAUCAGAAUGAGCUUCCUACACCACCUUCCACUGUAGUGAAUGAUGAGUGUGUGGAGGCGGAGGACAUGUCAUUAGACUCCGAUGAUGGCGAGCCACCAACCAUGUCUGAUCCCCUAGAACAGGUUGAGGCUAAUAAGCCUGAGCUGCUGCCUCAGUUGGAGAAGGAAGACUUUCGCCCUCCACUCCCAGACCUGCCGACAACCCCUGACAGAACGUCGGCACUCGAAUCCAACUCUCUCAAAACGGCCAUCUCCCAGUUCAAAGCUACCAACCAGAUCGGCUUGGCCUGCUCAGACAUCGGCAGCUUGUCACCAGGAGGUUUUCCUGUCAACACCCACCAGAGUUUCCUGUGCCCCUCUGCUUCCUGGUCAUCCUACAGCGGUUCCUCCAGCUAUGUUGCAUCUCCAGCUUAUCCCGCCUCGCCCUGUAGCGGCACCCAGGAGCAAGAGUACCGCCCCCCAACCACCACCGCUCCCGCACUUCCGACUCCGCCCGUCAUGGCCAUGGCAGGACCUCUCGCAAACCUGGCUUCCCUGCCCUUAGAAGUCAAACCUCCGCCUCCUCCUCCCUUCAUGAGGCAGGGGCAGCCAUAUGGGUCAGAUGCCUGCGGAGCGGUCUCUGCCGGCGCCUCUCUGCUCGUCAGCGCCCUACCUUAUAAAGACCACAGUGACACGGCCCAGCCCGGGUUCAUGGGGGCCAUUCCUAAAAAUGCUAGUGGGACCCCCACGCAGCACGACAGGAUACUCAGUGGAUCUGGGGAAAGCAUUUGGGGUUCGACGGGGAUGAGUGCCUGUGAGACUGCUUGCAGCCAGGGUGCUGUAACAUCCAGGUCAGCGGACCCAAGCGGUGUCCCAAAAACAGGUGAGAUCCCUGUGGGAAGCACACCUGGCGCCCAGGGGUGUAGGACUCAGGGGAACGGCGCCGAAAGCCUUGGAACUCCAGUGGGCAUUCUCCCAGUGGCCACCAGAGGGGGCUCUGUACCCAGACCUAAGCUUCCUCAACAUCCAGUGGGGGGUUUGGGUUAUGGCAGUAUAGGUGGCAUUCCUGGACAUAUGGAGCACGGACCUAUGCGGGGGGCCUUGGUUCCUGGUCAUUUAGGGGGCUUCAGAGGCAGAGGGGUCCCUCCGGUAGGAAUCUGGCCUCGGGCAGGACGAGGACAGGAACUAGGGGAUGGGAGUGGAACUGGGCCCUGCCCUUGGGGUUACCCAUCAGGUAGGGGUGGGCCACAGAAUUACUACACAGACUACACAUACACUCACAACUACGCCCCUGAAUAGACAAUCAUCUGGAUGAAAGGGGCAAUGCAAACAGCAUAAACCAGAGACAGAACUGGCUGAAUGUAUAUAUUUCCUUGUCAUAAAAGCAUUGAUUUAAAUCAAUAAAUAUUAAUUCUGGUUUUCUACAUUGAUAAAAGUUGAUACAGGCAGUGCCAGGUGUCCUACUGUUGUGAAAACUGUCUGUACACUCUUUCCGUGUGAUCUAUUUGAGACCCCGUUCAAACCACUAUAUUUAUAUUUGCCAACAAAUGUUUAUGGCCUUCUAGCUUCUCAGAAUUGACCACACUAUUUCUGUUAAUUCUGGUUUUUGAAACGGUUUCUGAACAAAGGGGGAAACAGCUGGUAUUUUUUUAAAGAAAAACAAAAUGAAGUGAAUUGAAUCUCACUUUUGCGGUUUUUGUUUUGUUUGUUUUUUUAUUUGACAUUUGUUUGUCCAAAAUUCUAUUAAAAACAAAACAUUUCAAAUCCUGUUUGUGUGAUGGGUUUGACGGUGUCAAUCAAACCAUUAAAAAAAAGAAAAACAC